Molecule: messenger RNA, 2439 nt
Organism: Aureobasidium musti
Lineage: Eukaryota; Fungi; Ascomycota; Dothideomycetes; Dothideales; Saccotheciaceae
Source: the annotation of a GenBank genome assembly
AUGGACACUGAGGAUGGCCACCAAUUCAUANAAGGUAAGUUCCUGCCCGCGCCUCAGAGACCGCUGGUCGCCGGCUCAUGUGUACCUCUUCAGCAACUCGCCUACUUUGUGCGGACGCACGAAAAGGCUCUGGCCAACGCGCUGCAAUUGCAGAGGCGCGGAUCCCAAAAUGUCACCUCUCCUGUCACGACCGCCGCCAUAAGCCCCCUUACCGCUCCUUCUCCAUCGUCGUCCACCUCUUCGGCGAGCACCUUCGCUGCCGCUCUAUCGCUCCCUUAUCUCAGCUUCACCUCCCAGACAGUCAAACCCGUCAAGUUGACCCUGACUCCGCACCACCUCUUCUACCUUUUGUCACGCUUCGAGGAACUGGGAAUCAAUGUUGGGCCCAUGACAAUCCGUCUUGAGAACAUUCAUAACGACGUCGCCCCUGGAAACUAUGUCUCGUUCCUCUCGGCUCCAAAGUCACGCGGUCGCGCCUCAGAUGCCGACUCGGUUCGAUCUUCUUCUAGUGUACGAAGCGUCAUGUCAACCAUGUCGAGCAUGUGGUCACACUUCAAUCUCAGCGGACAGUCGAACAAGGAGGAAAAACAAAAGGCAGCUGAGCUGGAAGAUCUGAAAUACCUGUAUUCAGCAUUCACCAAAAUACCCUGCCUGCGACUCUCCCCGGACCAUCGCUCCAAAUUGAUCGCUGGUUAUGAAGAGUUUCCUUUUGACACCGCGGUUCCGUUGUUCGCCUUCAAGAACGUGAGCGCUCUGGAGAUCUGUGACCUGGACUUUCGCCAACUCUUUGGAUGGGACCGUAUGGCCGAGCAGCUACGCAGUCUCACUGUCAAGCGUGCGAGCAUCGAGGAUCUGGCUGACUUGACCAUCAACAUUGUCUUGGACGAUAUGGACAAACGUCGUCGCAGGUCGUCAAAAGCACCCAUACCCUCAUCUCCAGCUGUGGUAUGGCCGUCAGCGAACAACAGCGUCAGACAUGCUGCUGAGCUAGCAUCCGCCUCGGUGCCCAAUUCGCCAAUGGCAGAUGGGAGACGAUCAUCCAUUGGCAGUCCUCAGCCUUCUGCUGUGAACAUGACACGAACUGCAUCCUCCGACGGCAAAAGANCUCCUCGUCUAAGGCAGAGAAGUAUCUCACCAUCGAGACCUGCCAGCUCACGACACAACUCCUCUUAUGGCCAUGGGCACCAGCCACGAAGCGGUACACCCAAGUUCAGACGCGAAUCCGGUAGCUCAGGCUCAAGUGUGCAUUCAAGCACGCCACGGAACAGUACAUCUAACCUCCUAGCAUUGGGCAUUGUCCCUGCGUCAAAGUGGCGCUUCCUGCGUCACCUGAGUCUUGCUGACAAUGGUUUGACAUUCAUCACAACUCAUAGUCUUGCCCCACUAGCACAAACAUUGCAUUCACUCGACCUCUCCUCAAACCUCCUUACCGAAAUACCCGAAAGUCUUGCCUCGUUGACCAACUUGAGAGCCCUCAAUCUUUCCAACUGCAUGAUCGACAGCCUGCACUCUCUUCUCCGUAAUCCGCUUCCCGCCAUCACUACCUUAAACCUAAGAUCUAAUCGACUCACAUCGCUUGCUGGAAUUGAGCGCCUGUUUUCCCUCGAACGUGUCGACCUGCGUGACAACAAGUUGACAGACCCUACGGAGCUUGCAAGACUUACAAGGAUGCCUGAGAUGCAAGACAUCUAUGUUGCAAAGAAUCCCUUUGUUCGCACACAUUCGAACUACAGAAUCACAAUUUUCAAUCUAUUCCGGGCAACGCCAGGUUAUACUGAGGAUGUCAAGAUCGACUCAACCGGCCCGUCGUACAGCGAGCGAAGGCAGCUGGUUGAUCGCGCGCCUGAGCCACCACCGGCACCCGUACCACCUCCAGUGCCUGAAGACGAGCGAUCAGACGAUGCAUUGAAUAUGCCUGAUGUUGGUGAACGAUCACGACAUGCAGCGGCAGACUACGCUCAAGGAUCAACAAGGUCAAUCGGUGACUACUCAACUGCAUCACAAAGAAGGAAGAAAGGAACUCGAAGGAGAAUUGUCGAGCUAUCACACGAGAUGGGCUCUGAGCAAUCUGUUCAGACCGAUGCACCACCUUCACCACGUGCAGUAGUCAAAGCACCGGUGUUGUCAGAAGAACAACGGUUUGUGCGAGCGACCUCGUCACCGCCUCGAUUGCCACCAUUGGAUACUGGAGCAUCGAGCAUGUCGAUAGAAGGAUUCACAAUAUCGGCUGAAGAAGAUGAAGAUAUCGGCGUCAACAGUGAUGCCUAUCGACAGAAGAUUGAGACGUUAAAGAGUGACCUCGGCAAUGGCUGGUUGACAGCGUUGAGCGAAGAUAUGAGUAAAGGAUCAGAAAGAGAAUACAACGCUAGGCCGUCAAUGGGAGGACAGCGAGCGGACAGUCAAAGAGAGGUGACGGUCGGAGGUAGGAGGUUGGGAUGA